GCGUGGUGAAACAUUACAUAUAGUCCAAAUAUCGUCGGACAUUAACGGUCUCGUAUGUAUGGCUCGGCGACCGUCUACAGUGUCAGUCGCAUCGAUUGGUUCGAUCAAGAACCCUGCAGAACUGUCUCAUUUGACUUCAACAUUCGCGCCAUCUCCUUCAGCACCAAACUUCCCUCGUUCGGUCCCAUCCACUCAUUUUUCGAGCGUGCAAUCCACCAAGGUACAGGAUGAGACUGCGGACAUAGACCCAGAUGAAUUGUUUGCGAAAUGUACUAUUCCUGAGGUCAAGGCGAAACAAGUUCAGCUAAGAUCGGACGCUGAAGCCAAGCAGGAAGAGCUUCGUGUUAUGGUCGGGGAACGGUAUCGCGAUCUCCUACAAGCCUCAACGUCCAUAAUUUCCAUGUCAAAGUCCGCAAGGCGUGUUGAAGAGGCAUUCCAAGAAACUAAAGAUGCUAUUGCGUCUCGGCAACAGCCAUCCAGGGAAAAUCGUAAUUCGAAUGUAGGCAAGGAAGAUUCGCAUUUGCAAACAUUGCAAGUGCUCUCUGCCCACAUAAAGUUGCUUCUUGAUGCCCCAGAACAUCUAUGGCGGCUUAUUGAAAGAGAAAAGUAUUUUCAUGCCACCUGGUUAUUCAUGCUGGCACGCGUUGUGCACCGGGCACUUUCUCAUGAUGAUGACCAAGAUGAGGAAAGUUGGUUGAACCAAGGCGUCAAUAUCAUGGAGCAAUUUCCACUCAUCCAGCGACAGUGGGAGACCAUAUCUCAUUUUCGCUCUCAGAUUGUCCAUAGAGCCACUCUGUCUCUGAGGAUACACGAAAAGUCACCCGAGGACACCUGUGCAACUAUUCUGACUCUCCAUAUCCUCGAAUCAAGACCUUUGACAGACACCCUGACGACAUAUCUCUCCCAGAGAACGCGGACUAUGCAUACAUCGGUUUCAAAAAACUCAAUUAUCACGACAACUGCAACCCCCAAUAGCGUUCCUAUGACACAGACAAACGGUCAUCCUCUUGGGGCUUCCAAGCUGGUGCAGUCUAAAUGCACUUCUCCCAAUGACAGACUUCAAGAAGUGAAGUCCUCACUGCUAAUUCUUGUCGAGGUAAUAUCAAGGACCGUAAAUUGCGCUCGGAACGUAUUCCAAAGUCUGAGACCCGCGCAGCCAGCCCUGGCAAUUCGCGUGCUGGAGCAGAUGCAUACCGAAUCGCUCGCCGUAUCUAACUCAGAGACUGCACUUCCUUUUGAACUGGCUUUGAGUACCCAAACGAUUCUUUCUGGACUUCCAUCGUCGUCAUACUUCACCCUCCUUCCAGCUGACAUCAAGUCAUACAAACCUUAUGUCGAAUUAUCUUCUGCUUCGUCUUCCGUGCCAGGACACUUUCUGGAGGAUAAAUUACGAACUUGGUUUGACCAAUCUUGCUCUAUACUUCGGGAUUCUUUGGACCGCUGGCUGCUGGAGUUGGACAGCGUGAAGAGCGUCUGGAAUGUUAGAUCCUCCCUACGAAAGUGGCUACUCACAUCGGGGUUGGUGAAAACGGAGCAGACGGCACUCGAUACUCUAUUUGAAGAAGCUGUCAGAAAGCGAGUCAGCGCCAUAUGGACCGAUACCAUCCACAGGGCGAAAGAGCUGUUCUUGAAGGCAUUGUCCACACUUACUGCAAGUAGUGGUGUCGUUGCUGAAGAGUUUUCUCCUCUAAACAGCAUAUAUGUACCCCAAUCUGUUCCGCCUCCACCCCUGACAGGAAGUGGACCUGCAGCGUACGAACACCCGUACCAAACGUAUAGAACAGUGCUGCAAUCACAACUUCGUUGUCGGACACCUCGCCUGCAGACUUUUUUGAACAUUCUGGAGGAAUCUGCAGCUUCAUUGCAAAAAGACUAUACCCGUAUUAGUUUGGAUCAGAGCAGCAAGAGGUUAGUCCACAAUCUAGUUGAGGCAUAUCUCCCGGAGGCGAAGGCCUUUUGUUCCAUGAUCGCCGACGCUCUUGCUUCGACUACUGAUGAGCUGAUGAACCAGUCAGACACCGGUCCGGCGAUGAGAAAUAUGAUUUUCCUUAGUCGAGUGGCGGUCGAAAUAUCAUUGACAUCGCCUUUCCUUAACAAUAUAGGUUGUGACGAGGUUGUUGCACUGCAAUUUCGAGACAAAACAGGUUUGCUAUUCGACCGAAUCAUCAACCGGUGGAGGGAGCACACUAUUUCUUCUGCCAUCUCAGUAUAUGACGACGCAAAAUUUCAUUUAACACUUUCUGGUCUGUUCUUUGUUUGCCUUGCAAGACGUUUCUCUCACCAUCCAAUAUACCCUGUUACAGGGCCAUCACCAGCCCUGAUGGAAAGCUUACAUGCUUUAUCGACUUCCUUGCACAGCUUGGGUCUCACGCACCAUCCAUCACAACUCACCAGCAUAGCGUCCUCACUCCUUAGCUUAUUCAUCGACAAAUUCACCCGCGAUAUGCCGAACGGCGAUACAGGUCGGAAUGUACAGAUGUUAAAUGAUGCAAACUUCCUGCGAUAUCUUGCGUUGGUCUGGCCUUCUGAGGUACUCGAGACAUCUUCACUUGACAGACUGAUCGCUGCGCUGCAGUCGGAAGUUCAAUCUUCAGGGGGUCAUCUACAACCCGAUCCAGAACAAGUUGCCAAGGAGUACUUGAUGAGGACUCAAAUGUUACUCUCAGCACUUCUUCCGCCUACUUCUCUCAUGCAACCUGCAAAGGAAGGUGGAGAUAAGAUGAGUACACUACUGACCUAUGGUGUGCCUGGGGCAGACACUACAUUUUUGUCGGCUGUGGAGCUUGCCAAGGUUUCUACUCGGUUUCCUUUAUUGCUGGUGGAGACUCGAUAGGGGCUGAGUAGACGUGUUCCUAUAAUAUGAACCUGUUUCGAUCAACAUGUGCUCUCAGGAUAUCAUUCGACGAUCGGCUGCAUUUACUCGUGUUU
Suillus fuscotomentosus is the source of this 2928-nucleotide messenger RNA. RefSeq lists its product as uncharacterized. The record is from RefSeq and is a predicted model, not a curated record. Lineage: Eukaryota; Fungi; Basidiomycota; Agaricomycetes; Boletales; Suillaceae. Gene Ontology annotation, biological process: intra-Golgi vesicle-mediated transport. The transcript has 11 exons. The coding region runs from base 59 to 2833 and encodes 924 amino acids. Gene Ontology annotation, cellular component: COG complex; Golgi apparatus.